Cajanus cajan (pigeon pea) is the source of this 1966-nucleotide messenger RNA. RefSeq names its product ribonuclease III domain-containing protein RNC1, chloroplastic. Gene Ontology annotation, biological process: RNA processing; regulation of gene expression. Lineage: Eukaryota; Viridiplantae; Streptophyta; Magnoliopsida; Fabales; Fabaceae. Gene Ontology annotation, molecular function: double-stranded RNA binding; ribonuclease III activity. The record is from RefSeq and is a predicted model, not a curated record. Gene Ontology annotation, cellular component: nucleus.
UCGGAUAUAUGGUGGAAGCUCAAAACCCUGCAACAAGUAACACCACCGAGCCCAAAACCCUUGAAUCAAUCCACCAUCCAUGUUAUCGAAUCCUUGUCUCACUCUCACCUCACAGGCUCACACACAAAUCAACUCCAAUGUUCAUAGUUACACCUCACCGAUGGAACUUCCCUUCUCCUUCUCAACCUCACUCUCUCCCAACCCAAUCCAAUUCCCCAAACCACGCAACGCCACCCCCCGCCUCCGCCGCAUUUCCGCGGUGGCCACAGACCCCUCGCAAGAGCUUCCCCAAAACAGCCCCCAGCGCCUCCUCAAAGAGCUCGCGGUCCGCAAGCGGCCGCCGCCGCGAGCCCCACGCGCGCCCCCGCGGCGGUUCGUCCUGACGCCCCCGCUAGACGACAAAAGAGUCGCCAGCAGGUUCCUGAACAGCCCCCAGCUCGCCCUCAACUCCUUCCCCUUGCUCAGCUCGUGCCUCCCCUUCGCCCCCCUCGCCCACGCCGACAGCGCGUGGAUGGAGCGCCACCUGAUGGAGGCCAAGCACGCGCUCGGGUACCCCUUGGAGCCCUCCGCCGCGCUCCCCGACGGCAACCCCGCCAAGGAGUUGGACACUUUGCUCUACUUGGCGUUUCAGCACGAGAGGAGCAGGGCGCGCCACGUGCGGUUCGGCCACUCGAGGUUGUUCUUUCUGGGGCAGUACGUGCUGGAGCUGGCGUUCGCCGAGUUUUUCUUGCAGAGGUAUCCGAGGGAGUCGCCGGCGCCGUUGAGGGAGCGGGUUUUUGGGCUCAUUGGGAAGAGAAGCAUGGCCAGGUGGAUUAAGGCUGCCAGCUUGCACAAUUUGGUGUUCCCCUGUGAUGAUAUGGACAAGCUGAUCAGGAAGGAAAGGGAAUCAACUGUAAAGUCUGUAUUUUGGGCUUUGUUUGGGGCAAUAUAUCUCUGUUUUGGUAUGCCAGAAGUGUAUCGUGUUCUUUUUGAAGUCUUUGGAAUGGAUCCAGAUGCUGAGGAUUGCCAGCCCAAAUUGCGAAGGCAACUUGAAGAUAUAGAUCAUGUAUCUGCCGAAUUUGAAGGAAAUAUAAGCUGGCAAGAUAUGGUUGCGUAUAAGCCUCCUGCAGAUGCCUUGUUUGCACACCCACGGUUGUUUAGAGCUUGUGUUCCUCCAGGCAUGCAUCGAUUUAGAGGAAAUUUGUGGGAUUAUGAUUGCAGACCCCAGAUUAUGCAAGUCCUUGGAUAUCCAUUAGAAAUGACAGAUAGAAUUCCAGAAAUUACUAAAGCCAGGAACAUAGAGCUUGAUCUUGGAUUGCAGUUAUGUUUCUUGCAUCCAUCAAAGUAUAAAUUUGAACAUCCUCGAUUUUGCUAUGAGAGAUUAGAAUACCUAGGCCAAAAGAUACAGGAUUUGGUAAUGGCUGAAAGAUUGUUGAUGAAGCAUUUAGAUGCUCCAGGGUUCUGGUUACAAAAUAGGCACCGCAGGUUUCUUAUGAACAAGUUUUGUGGAAGAUAUUUGAGGGCAAAAAAUCUCCACCGUUUUAUUAUAUAUUCCGAAAAGGUUGAUGACAUAUAUCAGCGCAGCUAUAGACUGAAAUACCCAGUCACUACAGCUGUUCAACAGGCCAUUCACGGGCUUUCUUAUGCUGUCUAUGGGAAACGUGAUGUGAGACGUUUGAUGUUUGAGGUUUUUGACUUUGAGCAAACCCAGCCUGAAGCUUUGUAAAUAUGGAGUGGCAAUACCAUAGUGACAAGGAUACAAGAACUUUCCAUUUCCUCAUAUCCUUUGACCACCCUUCCCUCCUUAACAUAUUUCUUUCUUUCCUUUUCACCCUCUUGAUGUAGGUUUUUACAUAUGAUGAUUUGAUCCACGUUGUUGUAAUUGAUUUGUAAGUUCUUUUGAAGUUGCUCUUGUAUAUAUAUAUAUAUGUUCAUUGUAUUCUAUUAAUUUCGAGACUGAGCCCAUAGACUCCUAAAGUUGCAUGGA